Anolis carolinensis (green anole) is the source of this 1945-nucleotide messenger RNA. It is a transcript of the gene tube1, whose product is annotated as tubulin epsilon 1. The transcript has 12 exons. NCBI's taxonomy places the organism in Eukaryota, Metazoa, Chordata, Lepidosauria, Squamata, Anolidae. Gene Ontology annotation, biological process: mitotic cell cycle; microtubule cytoskeleton organization. The record is from RefSeq and is a predicted model, not a curated record. Gene Ontology annotation, cellular component: microtubule; cytoplasm. Gene Ontology annotation, molecular function: structural constituent of cytoskeleton; GTP binding. Bases 118 to 1545 code for a protein of 475 amino acids.
CCAACGGCAGCGAACCCUCGGACAGCGAGCUGCUCUCUCUGAGCAGGCAUUAGGCCUGCCUCCCAAGAACCAGUUGCCCUUGGAAACGUGUUAUUUUAUCCCCGGCCAACGGCAGCCAUGACUCAGUCCGUAGUGGUUCAAGUGGGCCAGUGCGGGAACCAAAUAGGAUGCCGUUUCUGGGACCUAGCGCUGCGUGAACAUUCCGCCGUUAACAAGAAAGGAAUUUAUGAUGAAGCAUUAAGCAGUUUCUUUCGAAAUGUGAACACUAGAACAGAUGGUGAUGGUGCUGACUUGUGCAAAGGAAAAAUCCGUUCCUUAAAAGCCCGGGCCUUGCUGAUUGACAUGGAAGAGGGUGUUGUAAAUGAAAUUCUACAGGGGCCUUUGAGAGAUCUCUUUGAUAGCAAGCAGCUGAUCACAGAUGUUUCUGGCUCAGGGAACAACUGGGCAGUGGGCCAUAAAAUGUAUGGCUGCCAAUUCCGAGACCAAAUUGUUGAAAAGCUGAGGAAGACUGCUGAGCAUUGUGACUGUCUGCAAUGUUUUUUUAUCAUUCAUUCCAUGGGAGGGGGAACAGGAUCUGGGCUCGGUACAUUUAUACUAAAAGUGCUUGAGGAUGAAUUUCCAGAAGUAUAUAGAUUUGUUACUUCAGUUUAUCCAUCUCGUGAAGAUGACGUCAUUACAUCUCCUUAUAACAGCGUGUUGGCUAUGAAAGAGCUCAGUGACCAUGCAGACUGUGUAUUGCCAAUUGAAAAUGAAUCUUUAUUUGAUAUAGUUAGCAAAAUUAAUCAGAUGACCAACUGUGGAAAGCUAGGAUCAACUGUAAAGCAAACCAGCUUGAUAACUUCAAGUGCUGGCGGAAUAAAACAUAAUCGGGAGAAACCAUUUGAUGCUAUGAAUAAUAUUGUGGCAAAUUUACUCUUGAACUUGACAAGCUCUGCUAGGUUUGAAGGCUCACUUAAUAUGGAUCUUAAUGAAAUCAGCAUGAAUUUGGUUCCCUUUCCACAACUUCAUUAUCUGGUUUCCAGCUUGACACCUCUGUAUACACUGGCAGAUGUUAACGUACCUCCACGAAGGUUGGAUCAAAUGUUUUCAGAUGCUUUUAGCAAAGAUCACCAGCUGUUACGAGCUGAUCCAAAACACAGCUUGUAUCUUGCCUGUGCCCUCCUAGUCAGAGGAAAUGUACAAGUUUCAGAUCUUCGUAGAAACAUUGAAAGGAUGAAACCAUCACUUCAGUUUGUCUCCUGGAAUCAAGAGGGAUGGAAAACUGGCUUGUGUUCAGUGCCUCCUGUAGGCCAUUCCCACUCUUUACUGGCUCUGGCCAAUAACACUUGUGUGAAACCCACUUUCAUAGAACUCAGGGAGAGAUUCAUGAUGCUGUACAAGAAAAAGGCUCACCUUCAUCAUUACCUGCAUGUUGAUGGGAUGGAGCAGAGCAAUUUCUCUGAAGCCCUUUCAUCUUUGACAGAUUUAAUUGAAGAAUAUAAUCAAUUAGAUGCUUCUAAUUGUGGACCAGCCAUAGAUCCUCCUAGACUGGAGAUAGCAGUAUAACAAUUGAGGAAUUUGGUAAAGAGAACAGUGAAGAUACUAGGAAGCUAUGUCAAAUGUGAUACAGUCCAGACUGAAUACCGGUAUAUCAAGUUUCAGUGGCGAAAUUGCAAGGUAACAAUUUGACUGGAUCACAUUCUUUAGAAAUUGUCUUUUGUAAGGAGUAAGAACUCAAAGGACGAUGGAUACAUUUAGUUUCACAUAAUAUCUGAUAUCGCAUAUUGUCACAUUUUUGCAUAUUUAUGUCUUAUGUUUUUUAAACUAAAAUACUGUGCUGAAAGAUACCUCUGUAUGUACAUUACCAAAACAAGCAUUUGGAACUUUAUUUGUAAAUAUUUAUCAUAAAUGAUAUUUUUAUUAAGUUUUAUUUAUAAAAUAAAAUAUAUAAUUACCUAAACUAUAA